This is a messenger RNA of Miscanthus lutarioriparius, 1353 nucleotides long. The record is from the annotation of a GenBank genome assembly. NCBI's taxonomy places the organism in Eukaryota, Viridiplantae, Streptophyta, Magnoliopsida, Poales, Poaceae.
AUGUCUCACCUCCUCAUCGCCCACCGCCUCCCCCACCUUGCACUCCCCCUCCUCCGCCUCCUCGUUUCCCGCCUUGGCCGCGACUCCCCGCCGCGGCUCCUCCCACUGCUCCUCUCCGCAGCCUCCACCGAUGACCCGGCACCACUCGUGUCCGCGGUCGCCAAAGCAUACGCCGAUGAUGGCCUCCUACCCGAUGGAUGCUCGCUCCUUCUCCUCGCGCUCCGCCGCGGCGUCCGCGUCACCCUGCCCGCGUGGUCCGAUCUCAUGAAUCGGCUUCCCUCUGUUCCUGAAGCCUACACCUUCUACCUGCAGCUGCUCGACGCAGGCGUGCCCCCGGAGGCCAAGCAGUUUAACAUGCUAAUGCGUGACAUGAUUAGAUCAGGCAAACUUGCCAGUGCGCGGAACGUGUUCGAUGAAAUGUUGAGGAGGGGUGUGCAUCCAACGGUAGUGACCUUCAACACAUUGAUGUCUGGGAUGGGUUGUGUAAGGCUCUGGAUACAAGAUGCAGUAGAGAUGUUUGAGGAAAUGCGUGAGAGAGGUGUGAACCCCAACACUGUUGUGCUCACGACAUUGAUAGACGCACAUUGCAAGGAGGGGAAUGUGGCAGCUGGGUUGGAGUUGCACCGGGAGAUGGCCACAAGGGGCAUCAAGACGGAUUUGGUGGCAUACAAUGCUUUGGUGAAUGGCCUUUGUCGGGUGCGAGAUUUGAAAGCAGCCAAUGACAUUGUGCAGGAGAUGAGAAACAAUGGUCUCAAGCCAGACAAGGUUACUUACACCACACUUAUCGAUGGCUGCUGCAAGGAGGGAGAGUUGGACGUGGCAAUGGAGAUGAAACAAGAGAUGUCAGACGUAGGGGUUGCAUUGGAUGAGGUCACAUACACUGCGCUCAUCUCGGGACUAAGCAAGGCAGGGCGUUCAGUCAAUGCAGAAAGGAUCCUAUGUGAGAUGGUGGAGGUUGGUUUGGAACCUGACAACACGACAUACACAAUGGUGAUUGAUGCCUUCUGUAAGAAUAGUGAUGUGAAGACAGGCUUUAAGCUACUGAAAGAGAUGCAGAAUAAGGGCCGAAAACCGGGAGUUGUGACAUAUAAUGUGGUUAUGAAUGGCUUCUGCAUUUUGGGGCAGAUGAAGAAUGCAGACAUGCUUCUGAAUGCGAUGCUUAAUAUUGGGGUGUGCCCAGAUGAUAUAACAUACAACAUUCUUUUGGAUGGACAUUGCAAGCAUGGAAAAGUUAGAGAUGCUGAAGAACUGAAAAGUGCAAAAGGAAUGGUUUCAGAUUUUGGGGUUUAUACUUCAUUAAUCAAUGAAUUUGUCAACAAGAAAUCAACUAAGUGUUACCAUGAGAAUGGAUAG